Molecule: messenger RNA, 1326 nt
Organism: Asparagus officinalis (garden asparagus)
Lineage: Eukaryota; Viridiplantae; Streptophyta; Magnoliopsida; Asparagales; Asparagaceae
Exons: 4
Coding region: 1-1326 (441 amino acids)
Source: RefSeq, a predicted model, not a curated record
AUGGCGGAUGGAUCUCUUCUAUGCGUGGUAACGAAGGCAAAAAGCAACAAAGGUGGUGACGGUGUAUUCGUCGUUAUCAAAAAGAAUACAGAAAUAAUCAGCUUGAGAUAUCAAGUGGCGGAAAGGCUUAAAAUACCAAUGCAAUCUCUUUCACUGAAGUUCAUUUGCGAAAGGGAAAAGAAAUUCAGUAUUUCAAUUAACAAUGACGAUGACUUAAAUUUGAUGUUCGAGUAUUGUCGGCGUAAUGGAUUUACAGACGCGAAUUUGACAAUACCGACAGAAAAUUCAUGGUGCGCAGAUACCACGUUCACCCAAACGUGUAAUGAUGAGCGUAUUCCUAAUGACAACCCCACCGGCGAUUCGAUCAUGCUGUUGGAAGACAUGCUUAAUCACCAAACAAAGAUCCCAACUGAGUGGCACACCUCCAUACGUGAAGUUGGUCAGAAAUUUGAUAGUGCUGCUGAAGUUAGAUUAGCACUUCAAUACUAUUCAAUUGCUAAAUGGUUCGAGUAUGAUUUUUACCACAAUGAACAAAGACGCAUAAGAGUCUAUUGCCGAUUCAAGCACACACAUGGUUGCCCUUGGAUGUUGUUUGCUUCCCCGCUCAGAAAUUCGUCUAUCAUGUCCAUAAAGAAUUUCGAGUCUAUCCACACCUGCGGUCAACAUGGAGCAAAUGCUGGCAACUCAAGGGCAUCAAGGAAGUUCAUUGCUAGCCAAACACAGGCUAUUUUGAAGAUUAGGCCAGAUCUACGUGCGGUUGAUAUCAAGAACGACAUGCUCUCUAAUUUUGACAUCAAGAUUAACUAUAGUAAAGCAUGGUGGAGCAAGGAGACAGCUCAACAGGACCUGUUCGGUGACGAUGAUGAGGCUUACGAUUCACUGAGAUGGUAUGAAUCCAUGGUGCAUGCAACUAAUCCAGGGAGUCGUGUUGUUAUUGAUGGUGAUGACGGGAGGUUCAGGCCUCUAUUGUUUUUAGAUGGAACAUUUAUUAAAGAUCGUUACAGAGACAUACUACUUAGCGCUAUUGGGUAUGACGGCAACCAAGAAACAUUUCCCCUUGCUUAUUGCGUAUGCGACCAAGAGAAUGAGGUUAACUGGAAAUGGUUCUUACAAGGAUUAUGGACGUUACUGUAUGAUAGGAAAAAUCCUUUCCAACCUCCACAUCGACUGGUAAUGAUUUCCGACGCCGACAAGGGUAUCAGGGUAGCAGUCGAGGAAUUCUUUCCAGAUGCAUUCCAUUCAAGGUGUGUUCUGUAUAUAGUCGAGAAUUUCAAAAGGAAAAUGAAGGAUUUUGGGCACAAGGCAAUGUUGGCCUUCUUGUUUUGA